AAAAAAUCAAUAAUGAAUAAAAAUCCUCAUUAUUCUGGAAAUUGGGGGGGGGGCGCACUGGUUAAUCACAGCUGCGCGUCACGUGGUCGCGCUCCCAGAGUCCCGCGCUCUGGCUCCACUCGCUUCCAGUUGAGUCGGAGCGCAGACGCGCACUUCGACCGGCCCGGGAAGAUGAGCGGCAGCAGGCGUUCUCUGAGGCGGGUGGCACUUUUCCGAGGAUCCCUCUUAUAAACCAGUGAGGUUUUUUUCUGCUGGGGAGGGCGCGGGGGGGUCUGAUGUUUGUCCUACGAGUGUCAUUGAGGAGAGGAUGCGUCUGCUCGUUUGUGCGACUUUACUCGGAGUCUUUCUGGACGCAGGAAUCGCCCUUCAGAUCCAGUGCUACCAGUGUGAGGAGAUAAAUCAAAAUGACUGCUCCACGCCCGAAUAUAUCGUCAACUGUACGGUCAACGUGCAGGACACGUGUCAGAAGGAGGUGUUGGUCAAACCUGAUGGAAUACACUACCGGAAGUCCUGCGCGUCCUCCGGAGCCUGCCUUAUCGCCUCGUCCGGGUACCAGCAGUUCUGCACCGGCAAGCUGAACUCGGUCUGCAUCACCUGCUGCAGCACGCCGCUCUGCAACGGGCCCAAGAGGAGGCGGCCCGUGCCGUCGGCGGCGACGUGGACGCGCCCCGCCCCGCUCCUCCUGCCGGCCCUGAUGCUCCUCUGUCCGGCAUAAACCACAUCUUUGCUUUCUGGGCUUGACUUUAGCUUUUGGGUAGUUUUCAGAUUCACUCCUUUUGUACUUUAGUUGUAGGUCCGGCUUGUUCUUGUGCUCAGAUUUAAAGAUUUUUUUGGAUCCGUUUUUGUUACAAAGUAUUUCUUUGUUCCGGUUUGUGGAUACGAAGCUUUUAAUUUGCGUCAAAAAUGCUUUAAAAUAUGCAGGUGUGAUUUUGUUGUUGCUCUGAAAAAGGGGCGGAGCUACUGGGGGGCCAGCUGCAGCAAAAACUCAAAUUCUUGAGCCAAUAUUAGUCCAAUUAUUGACCAAUAUUAAGAAAUCAUGAAUACAAGCUUCUUUAAGCAAAAUGAAACUGUUAAGCUACAUUCACAUCGGACGUGACCGAGAUGUCAAAUUUGCAUUUGAUGCUCUGGCGCCCCGGCCACGGACCAACCGCCAAUGAGCCUCAUUCACUGACCACAUCAUGGAAAACAUGGAUAAUGUUGAGUGAGUAGCUUGAGUUUAUAUGUUUUGGAGAGUUCUACAGAGACUCCUGCAAGCACGUCGCCUUGUCUGGGUUCACCGGAUCUUUCAGUGUCUCCCGAUGGCCGUUUUAAACGUUACUUCCAUCCGUCAGUGGCACAGUUUCGGCAUUAACCCAAAAGAUGUAAAUAUAGACUUUUUAUUAUUGUUUUCAUGACAAUAAAAAAACAUCUUAACCCCGUGGAGCUUUAGCGAUUGGGCCCGCUAUGUCGGCACUCUCCGUCAAACGCCGGCGGGCCAGCGUAGAGAGUUCCACUACCCAGGGACCAGCAGCCUUGACAGUAGACCUCUCUAGCUCUGUGGGUGCCUGGGCGGGUGGUGCUCGCUUUCUCUGCCAGAGCCUGAGUAACAGAACUAGCUAGCUAGCUAUGCUGUCCACCGGGCAGCUGGCUAGCAUAGCAGUCAUUCCAGCUCCAUGGGCUCAUUGCGCUGGCUGUACAGGGAUCAACAGCCUUGGUAGUAGGCCUCGCUAGAUCUGCCAGAGCCUUGGCAGCAUAACUAGCUAGCUAGCUAUACUGUCCACUGGGUGGCUGGCUAGCUACCAACUGCUCCAGCACCAUGCGGUCUAUGCCCAGGCUGCACAGGAACCGGAAGCCUUAGUAGUACUGUAGACCUCACUAGCUCUGUCAGGGGCCAAGGCAGCUAGCUUGCUGCACUGUCUACCAGGCGGCAGGCUAGCAAAGUGGACGUUCCAGCUCCAUGGGCUUGGGCAGAGUAGCUAGCUAGUUCUGCCAGAAAACUGGCAGUGGAACUGACCAGCUUCCCUCUUUGUCUACCAAGUAGUUUGCUGGCGUAGCAGUCGCUCCAGCUCCGUGGGCUCUAAACCCAGGCUGUACAGGAACCAGCAGCCUUAGCACUAGACCUCGCUUGUUCUGCCUGGAGCCAGGACAGCAGAUAUCACUUCUUUUUCUUGCAGAGUCUGAGUGGUGGAACUUGCUAGUUCGCUACUGUCUAGUAUAGUGGUCACUCCAGCUGCAUAGGGUCAUUGCCCAGACUACACAGGAACUGGCAGCCUUGGCAGUAGACCUCACUAGCUCUGGUGGAUCCCUGGGUUGUAGCACUUGCUUCCUCUUUUGGGAGCAGAUGUUCUGGCGGAGUCUGGGUAGUGGAACUCGUAAGCUGUCUACCAGGCGGCUGCCUAGUGUAGCAGUCACUUCAACCCAUGAGCUCCGUGAUAGGCUUGCAACCUGACCAAGGUGUAUCCCGCCAUUGUCCAACAUAACUGGUAGUUUUCGGUAACCCCGAGGCCCCAGCGGGUUAAGAAAACGGAUGGAGGUUCAGGUCAAAAAUUCUCGCAUUGAGCGACCAUAUUGAAUUUAUUUUUCUACCCUUUUAUCUAAUCACGGAAAAUUUCGCGUGUCCAAAGCUGAGUCCCUGAUUGGUUGAUUGGUUGGCGCACUGUAGACCCAUCUGGGGCCGACGCCGAAAUCGCGUCUGUACAUUGACUGAACAUUGAAACUUGAGCUGCGUCCGAUGUGAAUGCACCUUUAGAAAUAUGCAUUUCAUUUGUAACCCUAACCCUUCCACUCUGCUGCUCUAAAGUCUAUUGCUCCCCCCAUAUAGAAUGUUCUAGCUCCGCCUCCAAUCUGAAAAUAUUUAUUAUAUAAUUUUUGUUAGAUUUAAUCCAAAAACAGGCUUUGAAAAUGCUUUUUUAUGCAUAUUACUGCUAACUCCUACACAGUAUUGAUUAUUUCACUGAAGGGAAUAUGAGAGAUACUGAAAUAAUGUUGGAAGGUUCCAUCAGAUUUAUUGUUUUUUUUAUGCUCGGUCAUAAAACUGAAAUGAUUCUGUCAUGUAGGUUGAAAAACUCACAAAGGGCGUUUUUACGACACCUUAAUAUUAUAUUAUUUUGUGGAAUGAGAUAUUGAACGGAUGGUAAAGGAGAGCUUUUUUUUUAAUGUGAAAACAAGCUAAGCACAAAUAAAUUUGCACUGGAGAGCUGCUUCAUUUUAUUAUUAUUAUUUUUUUCACAUUUAGUUACGCCUCCAAACUGGCCCAAAAAAACAUAAUUAAUGGUGUUUUCACAUUCAGAUCAACACUUUAAAACAUUUGCAUUUUGGGUUUUACUUAUUGAUUGCUUUAUAAUUGCUUCUCAGGAUGUAGAGUUUAUAAUUUAUGUUGAAUUAAAUAGACACGACACUCUCUCACAUUGAUGUUUUAACUGCAGCUUUUUUUGUUUUUUGGCAAAGAAGAACAAAUUGAGUAUAGAUUGGUAUUCUACUUGGGUUUGCAUUGAGUUUAGGGAAUAUUUGUGACAGAUUUGUUGAAUAUUUGUUUAAUUUAUUAGUCUUGGGUGAAGAGUUCUUGUGUUCUGCUGAUGUGAUAUAAAUAAAUGUUGCAGAAAAGUGAAGACUUUCAUGAAUUCAUCAUAAACUACAGUUGGAAAAUUAA
Molecule: messenger RNA, 3628 nt
Organism: Oryzias melastigma (Indian medaka)
Lineage: Eukaryota; Metazoa; Chordata; Actinopteri; Beloniformes; Adrianichthyidae
Product: ly6/PLAUR domain-containing protein 1
Exons: 3
Coding region: 308-715 (135 amino acids)
Biological process (GO): acetylcholine receptor signaling pathway
Molecular function (GO): acetylcholine receptor inhibitor activity
Source: RefSeq, a predicted model, not a curated record